Anopheles stephensi (Asian malaria mosquito) is the source of this 1110-nucleotide messenger RNA. RefSeq names its product 60S ribosomal protein L13 (gene RpL13). Gene Ontology annotation, biological process: translation. Gene Ontology annotation, cellular component: cytosolic large ribosomal subunit; ribosome. Gene Ontology annotation, molecular function: RNA binding; structural constituent of ribosome. NCBI's taxonomy places the organism in Eukaryota, Metazoa, Arthropoda, Insecta, Diptera, Culicidae. The transcript has 3 exons. The coding region runs from base 174 to 827 and encodes 217 amino acids. The record is from RefSeq and is a predicted model, not a curated record.
GCUACUCUGGCAACACUGCCGUCAUCUGUGCUGAACGGAAGUACCAGCGCUGUCACGCGCCGUCAUCAGUUGUCAGAGAAAACAACUUUACCUCUCUCUUUUCCGGCCUUUAUGGUGUUUGUCUGAACACAUUUUUGUUGAGGCACACGGCAAACAACAAAUAACCCGUCAAGAUGGUGAAGGGUAAUCAUAUGAUUUCUAAUGGCCACUUCCAUAAGUACUGGCAGCGGCAUAUUCGCACCUGGUUCAACCAGCCGGCCCGCAAGUACCGCAGAAGGCAGAACCGCAUCAAGAAGGCGAAAUCACUGUUCCCCCGCCCGGCCAAGGGUCCGAUCCGCCCGAUCGUGCACUGCCCGUCGCAACGCUACAACACCAAGAUCCGUGCGGGUCGUGGAUUUACGCUUGCCGAGCUGAAGGGUGCCGGUCUGACGAAGAACUUCGCCCAAACCAUUGGCAUCGCGGUGGAUCCGCGCCGUCAGAACAAAUCGGUCGAAAGCCGCCAGGCUAACGUGCAGCGCCUGAAGGAGUACCGCAGCAAGCUGAUCCUGUUCCCGGUGCACCGCAACAAGAAGCUGCGCAAGGGCGAGGCCACACCGGAGGAGUGCAAGAUGGCCAAGCAGCUGAAGCGCACGGUGAUGCCAAUCCGCAACGCCCGCCCGAAGGUUACGCUGGAACCGAUCACGGAGGCGCAGAAGAAGUUCAGCGCGUUCCAGGCCCUGCACCAGGCGCGUCUCAAUGCACGGUUCUUCGGUGUCCGUGCCAAGAAGGCGAAGGAAGCGACAGAGAACGAGAACAACCAGCCCGGUGACAAGAAGAGCAAGAAGUAAACACUUCCUGCUUCUUUACCCCCGUUCCAUCUAACCACUAUAGCAACAACCGUCACCCGACUGCAACCUCUUCUGUUCUGUGCCGUAGGGCCGGCUGACCACCAUCCAUCAUACGGCACAGUGCACGCGCUUUAAUCGUGUGUGUGUGUUGUGUGUGUGUGCGUGCCCUUGCUUCGGCAAUUGUUACAUUUCGAAGCGGAAAGGAGAGAAAUCAAAUAAAAAGCUAUCCCCUUCUUACUCGUUGAUGAGCGAAUUAAUUGCCGAGGAAGGAGCAAAACAAUAA